AUGGCUGUGCGAGUACAAGCACAUUUAUUGAAAGAUGGAAAUUCAGAGUUUGAUGAUGUUUGGGAAGAAGUAAGAAUGGAACUCCUUUUGUUUUGGGCAUUGGAACGAAGGAACGUGAAGCGUGAAGUCUACAAGGAAGGGCUAGUGGGGCGGGGCAGGGCCCGGCGCGGCGCGGCGCGAAUGGCGCAGUUUGCGGCCCGCGCCGCGCCGGUGCAGCAGAGCGGCGCGAAUGCACUUUCGCGGCCUCCCGCAUUGCGUGUCGGCGGCACGGAGCACAGCACCCUCUCCGCACGCGAAGUGCUGCGCUCGCCUCGCGUCGCGCGCGACAGCAGGCUGUGCUUAGCGUACUUUCUGCCCCCACAGUUCGUACCUAUGUACUUCCAUUUAGGAGAACACGAAGUAGUUGUUAUUGGUGAUGAUAUAGAGUGGAUAAAGACCAGAAUGUAUAAACUGGAGGUGAGUGCUCUGGAAGGUGCGGUGUCUGCUCGAUACACGGGCGUGUGAUGAGGUUGCGCAGAGCUGCUGUCUGUGCCUGCCAAGCAGAAGCAGUAGUGAGGUGGAUCUGCAUACGAGCCGUGUCGCUCCGUAUCUUCAACUCACGAACUUCAAAUGUUCCUCUCACAAUCCCUGUUUCUCUCUCCCAUCCUUGACUUCAUCGGGUCUUCCUGCGCAGUUGAGUUGUGUGGUUCUUUUUCGUCUGGUGUGUGAUGUUGCGUCUCAUGUUACCAGAUGAGAUUUCUUUUCAAGCUUUUUGACGUUUUUUUUU
Molecule: messenger RNA, 766 nt
Organism: Gryllus bimaculatus (two-spotted cricket)
Lineage: Eukaryota; Metazoa; Arthropoda; Insecta; Orthoptera; Gryllidae
Source: the annotation of a GenBank genome assembly